Bombus pascuorum is the source of this 619-nucleotide messenger RNA. Its product is annotated as probable small nuclear ribonucleoprotein G. Gene Ontology annotation, cellular component: catalytic step 2 spliceosome; U4 snRNP; spliceosomal tri-snRNP complex. Gene Ontology annotation, biological process: spliceosomal snRNP assembly; mRNA splicing, via spliceosome. The coding region runs from base 218 to 448 and encodes 76 amino acids. NCBI's taxonomy places the organism in Eukaryota, Metazoa, Arthropoda, Insecta, Hymenoptera, Apidae. The transcript is spliced from 4 exons. Gene Ontology annotation, molecular function: RNA binding. The record is from RefSeq and is a predicted model, not a curated record.
UAACGUAACACAGCAUUUAUUUGUUCUUUUAAGGUUGGUACCUCAAUUCAUAUAACCUAAAAACGAUGUUAAUGUGCAUGCAUUGGCUAUAGUUGGCACGCCGCUGAUUUUAAUAUCAUAGUGUGAAAGAAGACAAAAGCCGGGAAAAAGUACAUAUCCAUAACUGUGGAAGUAAUUUAUCAUUAGUAUUCUUUAGAAAAGAAAAACCAAUUUAAAAAUGAGUAAGGCGCAUCCUCCAGAGCUUAAAAAAUAUAUGGAUAAAAGAUUAUCACUAAAACUCAAUGGAGGAAGACAUGUUAUUGGAAUUUUACGUGGCUUUGAUCCGUUUAUGAAUAUGGUUAUAGAUGAAAGUGUCGAAGAAUGCAAAGAUGGUACAAAGAACAAUAUUGGAAUGGUGGUAAUACGUGGAAAUAGUGUAAUAAUGUUAGAGGCUUUAGACAGGAUAUGAAUUGAAAUACUAAAAAUAUAAAAAUGUAAUAUAUAUUCUUAAGGAAAUAACUAAAUAACUUCUUAUAUCAUACAUAAUAUUAAUAUCAUAUUUAUUCAGCCUUUGAAAUAUAAUUCUUGACCAGUCAGUUUGUAAAGACAAUUAUUUUGAAUAAAAAGUUUUCAUAUUAAA